Molecule: messenger RNA, 748 nt
Organism: Paramecium pentaurelia
Lineage: Eukaryota; Ciliophora; Oligohymenophorea; Peniculida; Parameciidae
Source: the annotation of a GenBank genome assembly
AUGAGGAAAGUAGAAUAAAAUUACAGUUAUUAUCUUUAAUAAUACGAUGAAAUAUCUGGAUUAUUUUCUCAUUAUUCUAUUAAAUAACUAGCAGUUAAAAAUAAUCUAAAAAAAUAUUGUUAGAAAAUAUUAUAUGUACGUGGGGAUGGAAAUUGUUUUUAUACUGCAUUUGGUUUUUAAUAUUUGAAUUUAUUACUAAUAAAAUUUGAUGAUAAUUAAUUUAAUGAAUUUUUCAAUUUUGUAAAGGAAUAAAAAAUUUAAUUUAAGAUUAAUUACGAAAAUUUCUAAAUAGAUGAUGAAAAAAUUGAAUAACUCUUGCUUGAAUAAUUUCUUUAUAUUCUUUAAUAAAUAAGAAAAAUCUAAAAUUAGCAAGAUAGAAUAAAUACAAUUUAUCAAUAAUUUAGGGAAGUUGAAAUUUCGAAUAAUGGAAAUGGAUGCCUUUAUUUUUUAUCUACUAUAUUUUUUAGAAACCUUAGUAAUCAACUCUUAGAAUAUAGUGACAUGAAAACUUAUGUUGAAGAUAGAAUAAAUUUAAUCACUUGGGAAACUGAGUGUAAUAAUAAUGAAAUAAUAAUAGCUACUUUAGCAUAACAAUUAAAAAUGUAUUCUAUUAUAAUUAUAUAGAAAUAUCAAAUUAUUAUUUUUUUAAGCAGGAUAAUUUGAAUUAAGAUAAUAUGAAGAAAAUUAAGAAUAUGAAAUAAUUUUACUAAUUUAACCAGGUCAUUAUAAUAUAGGAUUAAGAAAUUGA